Molecule: messenger RNA, 4788 nt
Organism: Malurus melanocephalus (red-backed fairy wren)
Lineage: Eukaryota; Metazoa; Chordata; Aves; Passeriformes; Maluridae
Gene: GTF2I
Product: general transcription factor IIi
Exons: 40
Coding region: 203-3670 (1155 amino acids)
Cellular component (GO): nucleus
Molecular function (GO): DNA-binding transcription factor activity
Source: RefSeq, a predicted model, not a curated record
UGCGCCGCCGCGGCUGCGCGAACGAACCACCCCCCGCCCGGUGCGGCGCUGGGGUCGGCCCAGGACCGCGCAGGAGGAGCGGGGCCACUCGACAGUGCCCGGAGCCCGCGGGGAAAGCGCCGCUGCCUCGGCCUUCCCCCCGCAGCCGCGCGGCGUCUCCAGCCAGAGGGACCGGGCUGCCCGCGCCCGGGGCGGGAGGAAAAUGGCUCAAAUUACUGCACCAGCAUCAGCCAUCCAUGAUGAGGAAUCCUUGGAAAGCAGAAUGGUGGUUAAAUUCCUCCUGUCAGCGCUUGAGUCAAUGUCUAAAGAACUUGACAAGUCCAAGGCAGAAAUUGCGUGUAUUGGUGUAUAUGAAAAAAAUAUUUUUGUAGUUGGAACUGAGAGAGGAAAAGCCUUUGUCAACUCUAGGGAAGAUAUUCAGAAGGAUUUUGUUAAAUACUGUAUUGCAGAAGAGAACCAGGUUGCAGAACUGCAGAGCACAAAGACUACACCACCUGUAAACAGACAGGCAGUAGAUCUUGUCGAGGUGGAGACUCUCAGGAAGUCUGUGGAGGACUUUUUCUGCUUUUGCUAUGGUAAAGCUUUAGGAAACUCAGUGAUGGUACCUGUGCCAUAUGAAGACAUUCAGAGGGACCAGUCUGUUGUGAUAGUGCAGGGCCUGCCCGAAGGACUUGAAUUUAAGCAUCCAUCAAAUUAUGAUGUUUCCACCCUGAAAUGGAUUUUGGAAAACAAGUCGAAGAUCUCUUUUAGUAUCAACAGGCCUUUCCUAGAACCACAGAAACAUAUAGGAGCUGAUAUGCCAGAUCCUUCACAUUCAAUUGUAUCUCCAUGUGGAAGUUGUCCUCCUGUUAAAGUGAAAAUGGAACCAAGCAAGGAUUCUGAGACCAGCGAGGAUCUUGGAAUUUCUUCAAAAAUGUCAGCAGUAACAAUGAAGCAGGAAACAGAUAAUCAUAACUAYGAUCAAUUUAGUACUCCAGGUCCUUCUGAAACAUCAGAGAUGAUAGGUGAACAAAAUCCUCCUGGAAAAAGUUAUAUAGAUUCCUCCCAUCAUGACUCACCAGAAACAAGUGAGGAUUCUGAGGCUGAGUUARGUUGCGAAGAUGAUGACCCUAACUACAUGCCCCCUAACAAGAGAUCAAAGAGCACUACGUCUACUAAUGAAGCUGCCAGUACUGGUGAACAAGAAGCAGAGGACUUUAAUUUUGAUUCCUCCCAUCAUGACUCGUCAGAAACAAGUGGGAAACCAGAGGUUGAGGUCACUCUUGAAGAUGAUGAUGAUGGCUUCCUUCCCCCUCACAAAAGUCCAAAGAGCACCAAGUCAAUUAAGGAAGCUGCCAGUACUGGGGAACGAAAAACAGAGGAGUUAAAUUUUGAUUCCUCCCAUCACGAGUUAUCAGACAAAAGUGAGGAUUCUGAGAUUGAGGUCACUCUUGAAGAUGAUGAUGAUGAUGAUGACUUCCUUCCCCCUGAGGAGAGAGCAAGGAACACCAGGACGRCUGAUGAAGCUGCCAGUACUGGGGAAGAAAAUGCAAAAGAUUUCAAUUUUGACAAAUGGAAUUCGCGGAUUACAGGCUUGAGAAAGGCAGUUGAAGAGGUGUUUGAAAAAAAAUACGCUCAAGCUCUAAAAACAGAAGGUCCAGUGUCUGUCCCAUAYGCACUUUUCCAGUCACAUGCACGAGACUUAUGUGUGGAAGGGCUGCCAGAAGGAGUUCCCUUCAGGCGUCCAACCACGUACGGCAUUCCUCGACUGGAGAGGAUACUUCUAGUAAAAGASCGGAUCCGGUUUGUGAUUAAAAAGCCUGAACUUCUGAAUUUGGCAGAUGUUUCAGAGAACAAGACCACUUCAAAAGCACCGGCACGGGCAGCCGAUGUCCACAUGACGGGUGAGCGCUGCCGGCUGGCGAGGGAGCACAGCUCGGGGAGAAGUGCGGCUCCCACGGCCCCGGACUGCCGGACACGCGUCUCAAAUACAGGGAAAGAGGAGUGGUGUGCUAGAGUCACCAAACUGAGAAAGAUGGUAGAUCAACUUUUCUGUAAGAAGUUUGCCAAGGCCUUGGGGAGCACCGAGCCCAAAGCUGUUCCAUACAAGAAAUUUGAAGCUCAUCCAGCUGACCUCUAUGUUGAAGGGCUGCCAGAGAACAUCCCCUUUAAGAGUCCCUCCUGGUAUGGGAUCCCUUGCCUUGAACAAAUAAUUCAAGGGGCCAACAAAAUAAAAUUUGUGAUCAAAAGGCCUGAGCUGCUAACUMUCUCUUCAACUGAAGCUACUCAUCGCAGGUCAAACACCUCAGCGAGAGAAGAUUGGAAUGCCAAGAUCACAAAGCUAAGAAUGCAAGUAGAAGAUAUAUUUAGUUUAAAGUUYGCCCAAGCUCUGGGCCUUUCAGAGACUGUGAAAGUUCCCUAUUCUGUAUUUGAAUCAAACCCCAAGUCCUUGGUYGUUGAAGGCUUGCCAGAUGGAGUCCCCUUCCGGAGUCCUACAUGGUUUGGAAUUCCACGCCUUGAAAGAAUUGUCCGUUCGAGUAGCAAAAUCAAAUUUAUUAUAAAGAAGCCUGAGCUUCUCACUUCCUAUUUGCCUCUGAGACUGGCUAAUAAAAUAAAGAAGAAAGUAAUUAGUCCAAGGAUUUCCGAAGUGUCACAAAGUUCUGCAGACAAUUCAAAAAGUUCUGCAGACAAUUCACAAAGUUCUGCAGACAAUUCAAGUGUCCCGGAGAUUGAAGUUACUAUUGAUGACAGUCCUAGCAAAGCACAAACAACAGAUGCUCGAACUAAUUCUCACACCAMUUGCUCCAAUACAAAUUUGAGGCCACAAGGAAAAGAGUUUUCUUUUGAGUUGUGGAAUGCCAAAAUUUCUGAUUUAAGGCAGAAAGUUGAUAAUCUUUUUAAUGAAAAAUGUGGGGAAGUUCUGGGACUCAGUGAGCCAGUGCAGGUGCCAUAUGCACUGUUUGAAUCCUACCCGGAGGAUUUCUGUGUGGAAGGAUUACCUGAGGGGGUGCCGUUCCGCCCACCGUCAACUUUUGGGAUUCCAAGACUAGAGAAGAUCCUGAGAAAUAAAUCCAAAAUAAAAUUUAUUGUUAAAAAACCUGAGAUGCUUGAGGCAGCUGUCAAAGAAAAUGCUAAAAGCCCCCAAACAAAGAGCACAAAAAACACAGUAAWUAACAGAGCUGAAAAAGUUGAAGACUUAAACAUCAUUCAAGUAACUGUCCCAGAUGAUGAAAGUGAGCGACUGCCAAAAGUAGAAACAGCCAGACAAUUGAGAGAACAAGUAAAUGAYCUUUUUAGCCAGAAAUUUGGUGAGGCCACUGGUAUGGAUUUUCCUGURAAAGUUCCAUACAGAAAAAUCACUAACAACCCUGGCUGUGUGUUGGUGGAUGGAAUGCCUCCAGGUGUGGCAUUUAAAGCGCCCAGUUAUCUGGAAGUCAGCUCGAUGAAGAAAAUUUUGGAAUCGGCAAAGUUUAUCAAGUUUACUAUMAUUAGACCAUUUCCCGGACUUGUGAUUAACGAUCAGCUGGUGGAAAAAGCUGAAGCUGAAGCAGAAGCAGAAGCAACAGCACCAGCAGCAGCCCCAGUACUAGCAGAGCCAGCUGAGCCAAGCCAAAUAGAAGUAUCUCUAGGAGAUAAUACAGAAACAGAAGAAAAGUGUCAAAUAAAGCAUGAUCCAGACUUGACGUCAUAGACCUCAUCAGUACUGGUCAGAAGCAUCCGGUUCUGAGAAGAGCCUGCCGGACCUGUCUAGAGCUGUGUAAUAUAACUGUACAAGAGAAGUAUCUUCUAUACAAAUCCUUCUAUACUUUUAGAUAGAAAMGUCUACUUUUUCAGCAGUUCUAUAAAUUGACUUAAAGCAAAGAAUGACUGUAGAUUUGGAAUGGCUGCUUUUAAUUUGGAAUAUAUUUGAAGGACUAAAUUUGAUGCAGCAAUGCUGGGGAGAUGACAAGGAUUAAAAUCGACACGGACUUACCUGAGGCUGUCUGCAGUUUCCAAKAAAGUUAAAUUUCACUGUACCUGAACACAUCAUAGCUUUUGUAAGGAAGAAUUCCUGCGAAGAGUUCAGUUUGUUUACUUUGGAGAAGAAAACCCCCACAUUAAUUUUCAGCUAUUAUUUUAAUGGCUAAUUGGACAAUUGUAUCUGUAUUUGAACUAAUUUUUCCUAUUACACCUAUCACAAUUCUUAUGUUUUUCCUCAAUAACAGAUAAAUUGAUUCAUUUGAUGRUUAGUAUGCAGUGAUGAGAUGGACUGUGAAACGGUCGGUAUUCCAGUCUGUGGAUUAGGAACUUAUUGAAAUUAAACCACAUCAAACAUAACAGUUUGUUCUGUUAAUUCAAAGUAGUAAGUACAUAUUAUGUCAGAAUAUCACACAGUUUAUAUAUGAUGGGUUUGGUCUUGCAGUUCUUCUAUAAGCAAUAGUUGUGUGGAUUCAUGUAAGAACUUUUCUGCUGAAGUCUGUGGGCCAUGCUCUUCUGUUCACCUAGAACUGGUUAUGGAAACAUGCUAAAACCUGSUCUAAGUCUUACUAUGUCAAAAACUCARAAUGUUCUGUGRUUCUGUGAAUACARCAAUUAAAUUAUGUCCCCUGUAGUCCUGGUUAUGCCCCACAACAUGUAACAGACUCAGGUACACCUUUUUUUUAAAGUUUCACAAACCUAAGAGAUGUACAAUUUUGGCUAUACGAUAAUCUCUAAAGAAGCAGAUUAUUUGUAAAAAUUACUCUUUUACUGGUGUGAAUUUGAGAUUAUUGCAUUACGCACAAAUUGUAUUUCCUGAUGUUCAAAUAAAGACUUUUCUGGUGUUUUUCA